Molecule: messenger RNA, 2242 nt
Organism: Cydia amplana
Lineage: Eukaryota; Metazoa; Arthropoda; Insecta; Lepidoptera; Tortricidae
Gene: gsb
Product: protein gooseberry
Exons: 6
Coding region: 790-2205 (471 amino acids)
Biological process (GO): anatomical structure development; regulation of transcription by RNA polymerase II
Molecular function (GO): RNA polymerase II cis-regulatory region sequence-specific DNA binding; DNA-binding transcription factor activity, RNA polymerase II-specific
Source: RefSeq, a predicted model, not a curated record
UGCUGAAAAAAUAAUAUUACGUUGGAAAUAAAAUGGUACUCAACACGAACACAGAUCAACAAUGCAAUUAACUCACACAGAAAUACCGGUUGAUUUUCAAAGUGUGCACCAAAACUCCGCCCUAAACAAAUUUUGACCAAUCGGCGACCGCUGUAGGCAUAGAUCGUUGUGGCAACACGCCUCAUGUUUUUCGUCACGGAACGGCGACUCAGGCGCGACUCACACAUUGUUAAUGUUAGCGCUUCGCUUUGAAGACACUGGAUCCGAACGUUCGUACCGUCUCGCUCUUUCACCGGCCGCUGUAAAUUUUGAUAUCAUUUUUAGAAUAUAUAGCACCAGAAAACGUCUAACUGAGUAAAGAAGUAGUUGUUAGUUCAGACCACCUGAAGAAUAAUUAAGAAGUAAUAAGGAUAGUUGAAGAAAUUUAGACCAAGAACGAUGAAUUUGUGAUCGGGUCAAUUCUGGCCGAUGUAGCAGUUCGGGCGUCAGAAAGAGACAAGUGCUCGGACGGAGGGGUUUGGAAGGCUGCGGAGGCGGCUAGUUUGAUCAUUUUUUGUUGCACCGCUGAUUGUGAAAGAUUACACUUGAGAGUCGAAAUACAUCUUUACAUCACACGUCAGUGGGCACCGAGCUGUCUUCAAAGCAACACGGAUUAGACACACGUUUCUUUUAGGUUAUCAUGUCUGCGUGCAAGUAGUGAUAGUGAAAUAUCCAGAGUGAUCUUCAGGACUUUUGUGUUGGGACUGAUCUGGUGUUAGCCCUGCGUCUUCGCUGCGGUUUCUGGCGUCGAUGGCUGUUUCAACUCUGAACAUGACUCCGUACUUCACAGGAUAUUCUUUUCAAGGUCAGGGUAGAAUGAACCAACUGGGCGGGGUUUUUAUUAAUGGGAGACCUCUUCCCAAUCACAUCCGUCUGAAGAUCGUGGAAAUGGCGGCGGCGGGCGUGAGGCCCUGCGUCAUCUCACGUCAACUUCGGGUCUCGCACGGCUGCGUCUCCAAGAUUCUCAACAGAUAUCAGGAAACUGGUUCCAUCCGCCCUGGUGUGAUCGGAGGAUCUAAACCGAGAGUGGCGACGCCUGAAGUUGAAAACAGAAUCGAAGAGCUCAAGAGACAAAACCCAGGUAUAUUUUCCUGGGAAAUUAGAGAUAAACUUAUAAAAGAAGGAAUCUGUGAUAAAAACACAGCACCGUCAGUCAGUUCCAUAUCGAGGCUUAUAAGAGGAGGCAAAAGGGACGAAUCAGAUCCUAGGAGAAAUCACAGCAUUGACGGUAUUCUAGGACCCUCAUCUUGCGACGACUCCGACACUGAAUCAGAACCUGGAAUUACGUUAAAAAGGAAGCAACGCCGAUCUCGAACAACUUUUUCUGGUGAUCAGCUCGAAGCCUUGGAGAGAGCAUUCACAAGGACCCAGUACCCCGAUGUUUACACCAGGGAAGAGCUUGCUCAGAAGACCAAAUUAACUGAAGCCAGAGUUCAGGUGUGGUUUUCAAACAGAAGAGCUCGUCUACGCAAGCAACUCAACUCUCAACAACUCAGUGCCUUUAAUACGAUGUCCUUACAAUCCGCUUUCCCGUCAGUCCACCAGCAAUACGAGCCUCCAAGUAGCUUCAAUGCUCAGUGCGCUUCUUGGCCGCAGUCAUAUUCCUCCGCACUAGGUUCAAGCUCCGUUCUGAACUCCGCCUUGGCUCCAUCUUUACAUCAAUCUGCGUUAACGCCAUCAGUUUGUCAGUCAGCAUUAGCUGCUUCAUCCUUACACCCUCCAACCUCAAGUUCGUUCACAUCAGGAAACCUGACUCCGCUUUCCCACUCCUCCGAACUUGCAACGCCUCUUCAAGUCGCAGCCGAUGCUACACCUCCCAGUUCGAGUCCCAGUGCCUCUAGUCCGUCAGUAAACCAGAGUGGUGGGAUAACCUACCAGCACCCCACAUAUGCGAGUCCGAGCGACCCUGUAUCCCACCCUUAUGGCUACGGGGACUAUGCGAAACAAGAUCAUGCCAUGUCCGCACAUAAUCACUGGACCUCGAGACAGCUCAGCGGACAUGCCUCGAACAAAUUAGCCGAAGUCGGUGCAUGGCCAGAAAAUUAUAGUUCAUUCUUCGGCACGAAUGCUCACUACGCGUCGCACGCGCACUCGCCCGGCGAGGCCAAGUCCGGGUACCCGUACUUAGGACAACUCGGCGGUAUGGAUAUGGGCAGAGUUCAUUAACCUUCUUCAAAAAUAUUAAACAAAACCUAUGUAUUUG